Hypanus sabinus (Atlantic stingray) is the source of this 3646-nucleotide messenger RNA. It is a transcript of the gene cops5, whose product is annotated as COP9 signalosome subunit 5. Gene Ontology annotation, molecular function: metallopeptidase activity; deNEDDylase activity; protein binding. The transcript is spliced from 8 exons. The coding region runs from base 28 to 1038 and encodes 336 amino acids. Lineage: Eukaryota; Metazoa; Chordata; Chondrichthyes; Myliobatiformes; Dasyatidae. Gene Ontology annotation, biological process: protein deneddylation. The record is from RefSeq and is a predicted model, not a curated record. Gene Ontology annotation, cellular component: COP9 signalosome; cytoplasm.
UUGGGGGCGUGGCCACGGUGGGUGAAGAUGGCCGGUGCGAGUGGUAAUGUAGCCCAGAAAACCUGGGAACUGGCGAACAACAUGCAGGAAGUGCAGAGUAUCGAUGAAAUUUACAAAUACGACAAAAAGCAGCAACAAGAGAUCCUUGCAGCCAAACCCUGGACUAAAGACCAUCAUUACUUCAAGUAUUGUAAAAUCUCUGCCCUCGCACUUUUGAAGAUGGUGAUGCAUGCCAGGUCAGGUGGAAACUUGGAAGUGAUGGGCUUAAUGCUAGGUAAAGUGGAUGGAGAGACAAUGAUCAUAAUGGACAGUUUUGCUCUCCCUGUGGAAGGAACAGAAACAAGAGUCAAUGCUCAGGCUGCUGCUUAUGAAUAUAUGGCUGCUUAUAUAGAAAAUGCUAAACAGGUAGGACGUCUUGAAAAUGCAAUUGGUUGGUAUCACAGUCAUCCAGGUUAUGGAUGUUGGCUUUCAGGAAUUGAUGUUAGCACACAGAUGUUAAAUCAACAGUUCCAGGAACCAUUUGUAGCUGUGGUGAUUGACCCUACAAGAACGAUAUCGGCUGGAAAAGUGAACCUAGGUGCUUUUAGGACAUAUCCAAAGGGUUAUAAACCACCUGAUGAAGGUCCUUCAGAGUAUCAAACUAUUCCACUUAACAAAAUAGAGGAUUUUGGUGUACACUGCAAACAGUAUUAUGCUCUUGAAGUUACGUAUUUUAAAUCAUCACUGGAUCGUAAACUACUUGAACUUCUGUGGAACAAAUAUUGGGUGAACACGCUCAGUUCUUCAAGUCUACUCACAAAUGCUGAUUACACCACAGGACAAGUUUUUGACUUAUCUGAAAAGUUGGAACAGUCAGAAGCCCAGCUCGGUAGAGGUAGUUUUAUGCUUGGUUUGGACACUCAUGACAGAAAAUCUGAGGACAAGUUGGCCAAAGCUACUCGGGAUAGCUGCAAGACUACCAUAGAAGCCAUACAUGGUUUGAUGUCUCAAGUAAUUAAGGACAAACUUUUUAAUCAGAUCAAUAUACCUUCUGCAUAAAGUACUGAAACCCAUCAAAGGAAGCUUCAGUGGAAUGUUCUUGUAAUGCUUAAAGAUACUCCAAAUUCUUUAAAUAGACAGAAUCUAUAAUUGGUUCUCCAAGACACUGGAGACCUAAUGUAUUACUUUACAAACCAUAGGCUGUUUUCUUAGCUUUCAUUAGCCUGACUAGUAAUUUUAACAAAUAUUGUCAAAAUUUUGUAAAAUGGCAGGUGUUAAACCACCUCAAUUUGUUAUGGCAAAAUCCAGUAUAGUCCAAAAUAGGGCGGGUGGGUGCGAUUGGAAUAUAUUGAUGGAGUUUCUCUAAGACAAAUGAAGUGUGUUAUUCAUGUUAUUAAAUGAUACUAAUAUUACCAGAGAUUGCACUUUCAUUUUGUUUUUUAUUUUAAUUACUUCAAAGUUCUUAGUGCUGAAACAUAUGCUGUUUUACAAUUCACUCACUGAAAUCUUCACACCACCUUGAUGUUGAGUUAAUUAAUGAUACUUUUACUGUUUCCGUAGGCCUGUGUUCUCUUUCUAAGAGUAGUAUCCCAGACGCAUACUAUAUUUAGCAUUUGCAAGUUCCUUCCAGACAGCUCAUUUGUUUUUGGGUAAUAUCAGUACAAACAAAUUUGACUCCUAGGCUGGUUUGUUACUGAGUUUCUCAUUGCAGUCUGAAGUACACUGAUUGAAAAGAUGGUGGAAAUCGAUUUCAACAUACUUUUCAAAUGAGAAUUGAAUAAAUGAUUGAAAAUGAAAGUUUGCUGAGUUAAGGAUAGAGAUCCAGGGAACAGGUCCAAUCAUCCCAGAUCUCUCUAAGACCAAUCACAUAGACAUUAAAGGCUUAUCUGUUUCCUGUUGCUACGUUUUCUAUUCCCUAUAGGCAACCUACAGGUGAGGCAUCAACGUGAGUUAAUUGGAUCAAAGUGAUUUCACAUUCCUUAAUUUUUUUUAAAAAUUAGUCACCUCUAACAAAAUAAGUUAUUUUAUUCCCUCCCUCUGGAAAAAGAGUUUGAGAGAAAUGGUGAAGAAAACAAUUAGGUGAAAUUAUCUCUGAAACAGGAAAGGCAUUAUUUAGCCUAAAACAGUUUUCCUGUUUGCAUUGCAAAACAAUUAUAUUAAAGCAGAAUAUAAAUUUUUGGUUCAAUCGUCCUUAUGCGUUAGUCUGUACAUAAAGAUAAAGAUCUUAAAAGAUUAGCUUUAUUUGUAUAUAGUAUGUACUUUGAAACAUAUGACCACUCCCCGCUGAAUAGUGAUGGCUCCUCGGUCGAGAUCGUAAGAGCACCAAAUUUCUUGGUGUUCACUUGGCGGAGAAUCUCACCUGCUCCCUCAGCACCAGCUCCAUAGUAAAGAACGCCCAGCAGCGUCUCUACUUUCUCCGAGGGCUGAGGAAAGUCUAUCUCCCACCUCCAAUCCUCAUCACAUUCUGGAGGGGUUUGUAUUGAGAGCAUCCUGACCAGCUGCAUCACUGCCUGGUUCAGAAAUUGCACCAUCUUGGAUCACAAGGCCCUGCAGCGGAUAGUGAGGUCAGCUGAGAAGAUCAUUGGAAUCUCUCUUCCCACCAUUACGGACAUCUACACUAUACACUGCAUCCGCAAAGCAAACAGCAUUAUGAAGGACCCCACGCACCCCUCAUACAAACUCUUCUACCUCCUGCCGUCUGAGAAAAGGCACCAAAGCAUUUGGGCUCUCACGACCAGACUAUGUAACAGUUUCUUCCCCCAAGCUAUCAGACACCUCAAUACCCAGAGCCUGGACUGACACCUUACUGCCCUAUUGUCUUGUUUAUUAUUUAUUGUAAUGCCUAUACUGUUUUGUGCACUUUAUGCAGUCCUGGGUAGGUCCAUAGUCUAGUGUAGUUUUUUUUACGUAGUUCAGUCUAGUUUUGUACUGUGUCAUGUAACACCAUGGUCCUGAAAAACGUUGUCUCGUUUUCACUAUGUACUGUACCAGCAGUUAUGGUCGAAAUGACAAUAAAAAGUGACUUGACUACAGUGAAAAGCACUGUUUGCAUCAAUGACCAACAAUCAGUCAGAGAAUUGUGCUGGGGGCAGCCCACAAGUGUCGCCAACAUAACAUGCCCACAUUUACAAAACCUAACCCCCAUGUCUUUACAAAGUGGGAAGAAACUGGAACAGCUGGAAAACCUGUGCAGUCACAGAGAACGUACAGACUUCUUACAGACUGAAGUGAAAAUUGAACCCAGAUUGGUGAUCGCUGACGCUGAAAAUUGUUCUGCUAAUUGCUAUGCUACUGUGUCAUCCUUAAUGUACUAAUGUACAUUUUAUUUCAUUCUAUCCCAUUUAAACCACCUUGGAACUACCAAGUGUAUUUUCAAUUAGUCAAUGUUUACUUCAUUUCCUUUAGAAAAAGGUUAGUACUUGUAGAACACUAACAUCAUGAAUGCUAAAUGUUAUUUUUAGAAAGUUAAAUGGAUGUAGCAAAAUUACCACGGUGGUAACUGAGAUUAAUGAUGUAGAUGGCUUGCUUCACUUUUAAUAAUAUAGUGACCUUAGUGCUUAAAUUACAAAACUGAUUCACAGUAGUUUCAAGGUCUUAUGUAAACUUUUCUUUCCUUUAGAUGUAAAAACAUGUUUCAACAAGCACAUUAAACGAUUGACAGAAUCUG